This is a messenger RNA of Rodentolepis nana, 267 nucleotides long. The record is from the annotation of a GenBank genome assembly. Lineage: Eukaryota; Metazoa; Platyhelminthes; Cestoda; Cyclophyllidea; Hymenolepididae.
UUAGAAAUUGAGAAAAACGAGGGACGCAAGUUACCAGUACUCCAGUUGGCAUCUGUCAAAGUAUCGCGUGUGGGAGCCCUGAUAGUGGCCGGACGCUACGCUAAGAUGAGUCGAGUUCUUCCCCAGACUCCUUGGUUUAUCGACGGUGAGCGGAAAUUGGAGUCAUCUGUGGAAGAGCUCAUUUCUGCUCGGAUUGCACCUCUAUUCGGGCCAAACACAACCUUUACCUUUGUCAGCUCUGGUCGAGAAGACGUUGAUGUGAGGUAA